This is a messenger RNA of Somion occarium, 2064 nucleotides long. The record is from the annotation of a GenBank genome assembly. NCBI's taxonomy places the organism in Eukaryota, Fungi, Basidiomycota, Agaricomycetes, Polyporales, Cerrenaceae.
AGGCAACCGAUAGGGUCGUUUUGAUCCUAGUUUCGUACCUCUUAGAUUCUCUCUAUACACGGACGUGUUUACUGUGUCUAGCAAAUAAUAUUGAGCCUAUGAUGGAUAUGAUGCCUAUUACUGCAUCUACCUCACGCAUCAUUGUUCUCUCCUCGACGUCAACCGAAGCCCGGGAAUUCGUCGAACGUAUAAAGGCUUUGUCCGGCAGGUAUUCCCAUAGCCUCAGUAAGCCAGAACAAGGAACUUCGUUACUCUCUUCGAGCGAUUCGGGCAGCGACAGCAUACCAUGGACGAUUGUGAAUCGUUACUACACGGCUGACGUACAUAUUGAAACACGUACUCUCCAAGAUUUCAGUGCACAUCAUGCGACAUCUGUACCAGCUGUUAUAUACGUAUGGAACAAUGGAGAGAAGUAUCAGGAGCACAUCCCGUCCAUUACGAGCAAGCUUCAGAGUCACAAUCCUGAGGUCUUGUUAGCGGUUCGAUUUGGUGGUGACCAUGCUGUUCAUUCCGAUGAAGAAGAUGGCUUGGACGAGCUCUCGUCGUCUCACGGCUUCGAAUACAUUGAUGGUGAUUUAGGAUGCCGACGACCUAACGGAGAUAGUACAGGAUUAUCUGACGAGCGGAGCUCAGGUGUACCGGGUCUGCCUCGUGUUAUCGAUGCCUUAAGCACCAUUAUGUGGCCCUCACUUGUUCUGUCGGAUGCAACUAGGACUGGAAAGAGUCGCGCACGAAACCUGGCAGGCUGGGCACGAGCUGAUGAGGAAGAAGACAGAUUACACGCUCUCGUUGCUCAAUCCUAUCCCGAAGCAGGUGUCACACACAACGCGAAUCCUAAACGGAGUCGCAUGCAACGAGAAAUGGAGACGCUCGAGUGUUGGCUGGAGCAAGAAGAACAUGACGCCUCAGGGCUUCGCAAGGGAGACGACAGAAAAGCGUGGAUGUCUGCCGAAGAAGCGAAUGCAUGGCAGGAUACCCGAAAUCCUACCAUUGUCACUCCCCAUGGCGGAGAACUUGGAUUUAACGAUGAUUUUGAUGACUUUGUUGCCGCACCGAUAGGAGUAUCUUAUGGACACGAGAGACAUACCAUGCGCGAACGCAGGGAUCACCUAGUCCCUAUACACAGCGAUGCUUCAGAACGUUCUGUUACAUCUACAGAGGGACUUUCAGAAACCGGGGACAGUACCGUCGUUCAAGGCCAUAAUCCCCUGGACGAAAUCGAUGACAGAGACCCUGACCUUCCCUCUCAACAGGAGAUAGAAGAGACUACGAGAAGCAUUUUCGGACCCCAGAUUGAUGUUUUGCCGCGCCCUGUCCAUCUUUCCUCAGGACAACCCCCUGAUCAUCAGUCAUCAACAAUCCCAGAGUCCGAUUCGUCCCUCACUUUCUCCACUUCUGACGGAAACGAAGAUUUUGACUUCAGUUCGUUCGAUCUCUCACGUGUACUGAGUGCUUUGCAAGGCAUGAAAGAGGAGAUAUCUGGUAUCACGGAUGUGAGUGAAAGGCGGAAAGCUGCUGCUCGAGUUGUACUGGGCCUGAUUUACGGUUUGGAGAAAGAAGACGCGAGGAUAGGCGAAAAUGGCUAAAUUGUCUCUUUUCGAUGUACCAUUAUACAGACUUAGGAAUUGCAUCAUUUGUAAGGCUCACCGCCUGCCUGAUCUAUUUAAUGCAAAUUCUCUUGAUGGAUUUUGGAAGUACAUAAUACACGACGUCAACGACGACGACGUUCAAACGCGUCGCCACAAUCGCGUUGUGUGGCUCUGUUUGGCCACCGUAUUUGAACUGGGACGCUAACGCUUGUCGCGUCUCUACUUGUCACCACCUCGUCCAGUGCACUCCGCAUGAAGCCUCUUCAAGAACGUCGACGACGAUGAGCUCGACCUCUGCGUUCUUCCGAAGACCCGUUACGCUCCAGGUGCCCCGUCCAGGAUCAUAGUGCCUGUCUUGCCUUUGGUCUGGUGGCUGCUUCAAACCAACACACUCCACUCCUAACCGAAUUGGGAUGUAGAGGAUGGAACAGCUUGAGCAAUGGCUGAUUCUGAGCAAUGAAUCGGCGAGUGAUUG